This is a messenger RNA of Gamsiella multidivaricata, 4485 nucleotides long. Its product is annotated as retinol binding protein receptor-domain-containing protein. Bases 390 to 4331 code for a protein of 1313 amino acids. Lineage: Eukaryota; Fungi; Mortierellomycota; Mortierellomycetes; Mortierellales; Mortierellaceae. The transcript is spliced from 5 exons. The record is from RefSeq and is a predicted model, not a curated record. Gene Ontology annotation, molecular function: retinol transmembrane transporter activity; signaling receptor activity.
GUCACUCUAUUUUCCUUUAUGUCAGCAGCACACUGGCCACCCACCACUAGGCCACCACUUGGCAGCCACGCCCUUUCUUUGACCCCUGAGAACGGCGGUGGGGUUUGAUUGUUUCUUCAUCGACCUGUCAGUUCGCUUUUUACUUUUCACCUUCUCCACUUCCAUUCCUAUCUUAUCCAAUUAUUCAUUCAUCCUCUCCACCCUGUUCGUCUUGUAGUCGUCUUUCAUGAUCUAGCACUGUCUUCACACACCCAUCGACACCUUUUCUUCCACUUUUUAGAUGUCCAUAGAGCACUUCACAACACCCUCAUUAUCCUAAUACCCUGUACAUAUCCUGCAACGCAGCAUUCAACCCUCUUUCUUUCUAAUAUACACUUCGCUAUCCUCUAAUGCUCCUUCGGCCCAAGUCGCGACUAUUUCUGUCCAACAGCUUUAUCUCUCUCUUCCUUGCCUUCGCCGUUUCAGGACUACUACUACUACCAUCGCUCACUUAUGCAGGAACAACAAGCGCACGCCUUCAAUGCCAAUACUCAUUCCUCGCUAUCACAAACCUCCUCCAGGACCCCUCCUGCACUCUCAAAUCCAUCACACCUUCCCCCUCGACCCCUGCACCUCCCUCCAUCCCUUCCUCACCACCACUCUCACCAGGACCCUUGACCUCCCCACCCUCAGCUUCCUAUCCAUGGUCAACCACUCCUGGUUGGACGUAUAACCCCAUAUUUUCCUGCUGUGCCUUCACACCUACCUCCAGCUCGACCCCUGACAAUGAGACCAACAGCACACCACCUACUUUGAUCACCUCCAUAGAUCUCUCAGAGUACGCGGCCUUGAUCGAUGAGGGACAGCAACAGCUGGAACUCUCGAUCAGUUAUUAUACCUCAGAUGCUCCUGCUUCCGCGCAGGAUUCUACUGUUUCGGCCGUGGAUACGUUCCAGGUGAUCGUGCGGUUCCUGGAUGUUAAUGGAGCGUACUUGGCUGCGGAUCCGGAGACGGGCGAUACCUCGGAAGUGUUGCAUCCGGGGGAUGCGGAGACGUUGUUAUAUUAUGCGUUUGAUGCUGUGACAUUACAACCUGCUAGAGUGCCCCUGGGCGCUAGGGGUGUGGUUGUACAGAUCCUUGUGCCGAUGACGAAGACGUCUUUUUGCUUUGAUUACUUUGCGCUGAGACUUUUGCAAGGAUCGUUUCAUCCAACGUUGGAGAGUUUGUUGCAAAAGUUCUUGAUCGCUCUUGGAGCGCUCGUCAUGUUCAAUGCCAUUGUGAUUCCGAUAGUUUUGUUCUAUGGCCUGCCCGGAUGGCUCUGGCGAUCUGCCCCGGUCAACUUUUUUCAAAAGAACCCAGUCGUGGACCACUAUGUCCCCCUAGCGCUCUUUAUCUCUACCUGUCAAUGGAUCUACAACAUCCUUCUCCAAUAUCUCGGCGGCUCGUCUCCAAAGACUUCCAUUAUCCACUCCCGGCAGGCGCUCUGGUUGAUCCCCCUAGUCUUGAUCGGGACUUUCUUUAUUGCAGCCUUUGCACAUUGGGCGCUCUUUCUGUGCUAUAACCAAGUGAUGCAGCAGCCUCGACAGCGACACAGUGCUCGAUCUCAGAAAUGGAGGGCUCCGCUUCUGGGACUGUGGGCGGCCUUGUGUCUUUUGGGAGCCAGAAUCGGAAUUGUGGCGCUCAUGGCCGUCCAGGGAGGGUAUUGGUCAAUCGUGGUCGGGAUCUUGUUGGCAAUGCCAGAGACGGUGGCGAUGAUCUCCGUGGCUGUGUUCUUUAUUAAGACCCUGUGGAAACUCUUUCGGGGACGACGGGCCAGUAGAGGAGUUGGAGCCAAGGGUAUCACGGGAGGUGCAGGAAGUAGCGGCAAUAAGAGUAGCAGCGACGGUAGUCGUCCUGACUUGUCGAGGUCUUCUUCGAUGACGCCGCUGUGGGAUGCCAACACUGUUGAGGCGGUGCUUCCGGAUGAUCCGCAGGACGAUUUGGUCAACUUGUCGAGCUAUCAUCAUCGAGCGUACGUCAAGUCGCUUCUGGUUCAGGAGCAGGAUCUAAGAGAUGCGGCUGGAAGUAUGUAUGGGCAAUCGACUAUUGGAUCGAACAAAACCUCUAUGGCACCUUAUCGACAGGCGGGAGUGUCGUCCAAAGGCAGAGACGAUAAUAACAGUCGGUACCUUGGUUCAACCCUCAAUACCACUAUAUCCUCCACCAGCACCGACUUCUCGAGAUAUCCGACAGAGUUUGAUUUCAAUAUUCCACUGGAUAACCAUCUUCGACCUCCACCGAUUUCACCUUCUGCAGGAUUCGAGCGAGGCAGGAGACAGUUUCCAUUUGAUCAGGGUAGUGGACUACAGCCGGCUUAUGGAGGUGUUCGUCGUGGAGUUAUUCGGUCGGAGAAAUCGACAGCUACGCCGUCAUCUUCGUCUUCUCAGGGCAGUCGGGCUAGGCCUCCGAUGUAUACUCGACCGAGUAGUAGUCGCGAAGGAUUGAGUGCUCACAAACUAACAUGGAACUCUGCGACAACAUCGUAUACGACCGCGUCGGCAGCUCAGCCCAUGACAGGAGCUGCACCUACGCCCUCGGCUUGGGAGUAUGUCAUUUAUCCGAGGCUACAUGUCUGGCCUACGAUCGUGGGGACCUAUUUGCUCAUUGCUCGCUUGCCGCUCAGGAUUCUAGUUGCUGUCAUGACGACUUUGGUGUUGUGUUACGAUGUGCUGUUGAGUAUUGGGGCCGCGGAGACAAUGCUGGCAGUGCCGGUAUCAUGUCUGCUUGGAGGGUUUGCGUAUCCAGGGGCGAAUCAGUUUGAUAACACGAUGAACGUGGCGAGGGCGAUGCAUACGGUGAACCUAGUGUUGGUGGUAGUGCUGUUACCGGCAGUAGUGGGCAUUACAUUGCUGCAUCAGAUAAGGAUGGUGCAGAAGUAUAAUUGGUGUCUGCGGUUACUCAGGAUCGGGAACUAUGGCUUCGUACCCGGUGGUCGUGAGUACAAACAGCAUCUGAAGCAUCCGGUCCGGUUCAUCGGCUAUACGGUCGGUUUUGGCGUUGUCGGACUCUGCUUCACCGUAUUUCUCCUCUUCACGCUCUGCACGGUCAUGGCCAUGCUCCUCGUCGCCGCGACCUUCCGGUCCUCACUCUUCCGAACCCUCGGCACUCGCGCCCUUGCCGCCUUCGGAAUCUCCUGUCUCUUAGUCCUGAUUCUCUGGCUCGUUCAGAUGCUGGUCAUCCGGUACCGGUUUCGGAUGCCCGGCUCGAGAUUUCUUCUCGCGCCUCAACAGUCCGCGCGGGCGAGUUUCCAUCACUGGGAAUUCUUUUGGGCCUUCUUCAAUAUCGUUUUCGGAGCAUUUUCGUUCUGUAAGCGGAUUGUAUUGAGCGUCUUGAGUAUGGGAAUUUACUCCACCAGGAUUGACCUGUGUAUUAUGGGAGGGAGGUUCCGGCCAUGGGAUGGAGGUUAUUCGGCGUUUGUGGGGCUGGUGUUGGCGGACCAUGUGUUGAAUAAUCCGAUCGUGUUGGAGUUUGUACAGAUAUUGAGGGAUUUGUUGUUGGUGCGGAGAUAUCCGCAGCUGGCGCAGACUUAUCUCGAGUACAGGACCCGGUCAGACGACUGGGAGCAGGGUGGGGAUGGGAAAGCAGAGCGGGAUCGACGGUUGAUGAUGGCGAUCAUGGGCUCGAAGCAGCAGCAGAAGCAAGGCGGAGGAGGAGCGGGUCCGGGGUUCGGAGCACGUAGGCCCUUGGGCGAUAUUGAGGAAGGCGAAGAAGCAAGGAUGGAUGAGUUGUUGAUGGCGACGUCGGGAUCUGGAGACGGAGGGCCGCUACUGGCUGUGAAGGGAGGAGCGGCUGUGCCGGAAGUAUCGAAGAUUCAUCAUUACUUCCGUAUCGACCCCAGGGUUGAUCGUCAUAGACCUGGUCAGGGCCCCUCACCAUCGUCGUCGCGUCCCCUGUCUUCUUCUUCGGUUGCGUCGUCCUCAUCCUCGCCACCGCCUGCGUAUAACAACAACAACAACAGCAACAAUAAUUACCGCGCCUCGAAGGUCUACACGCCCAUGUUAUCGACAGACGGCAAGUCAGGGAACAACAACGUCCAUAUCCAGCUCGUCGAACCCCUCCGAGCACAAGCUGAUCCCGAAUCCACGGUCUCCCAGGAACAGAUCCGGCAGAAGCUAUCGGAAGCGAAACUUCGAUCGAUUCGGGUACGGAACCGGUGGUUUCUUUAUGUCACACUAGCGAGGAAUCCCUCGAUCAGGAACUUGAGGAGAACGAGUGCGAGUGAUUUCUUGCACCCGAUCGGGCAUGGCCCUGAGUACCUGGGGUCUCACCAGGAGGAGUUCUUGGCGGAUAUUCAUUGGGAUCGGGAAGAUUGAUCUUGCAUGCGCAGAGCGGAAGAAUGAUUUGGCAGAUAGCGAAGGAACGAGGGAAGCAGGAAGUGGAAGAGUUUGUUCCGCAAGACGGCGAAGAUUCGGGCCAGCUCUCUGUGGAUUGGUUUAAAAGACGACAUGCAUUUUUUUGAAGAUAGAU